This is a messenger RNA of Aedes aegypti (yellow fever mosquito), 1381 nucleotides long. RefSeq names its product cuticle protein 5. NCBI's taxonomy places the organism in Eukaryota, Metazoa, Arthropoda, Insecta, Diptera, Culicidae. The transcript is spliced from 2 exons. The record is from RefSeq and is a predicted model, not a curated record. The coding region runs from base 327 to 899 and encodes 190 amino acids.
CACCGAAAGACACAUAGAAACGUAGGGAGAGAGAGAGCCAUGCAUGCUAGCUAACCAAAGUAGCCACUGAUGCACGACCGCCCGGCCGAAGCGUUGAAGGUGGCAACGGCAGGGCCUACCAUGUGCGCAAAUUUUUUGAAAGUGACCAGCAUGGUUGAACAGCACAACAUAAUUUGUAUAAAACUGCUUCUUCAGCACUGGGAAAGGCACAGUCCGCGAACAGUCCUCGUCCGAUUUGGAUCAACCAGGAGGUUCGCGCUUAGAGAAGCACUCAAUAGUUCUAUCAGGUGUUGUUCAUUGCUUUGCAAAGUUCACAGAGUUCAACAAUGAAGGCCUUUGUGUUGGGAUCAGUGCUGCUGGUGGCUUCGGUAUGCUCCGGAUCGUAUAUUCCUCGCGAUACUCCUGAAGUGGCCGCUGCCAAGGCUGCUCACUUUGCGGCUCAUGCUGCUGCCGGAAUCGGUUUAGGCGGCCAUCACUGGAAUCAUCACGAAGCCUCUAUUCAGAAGUGGCACGGACCGAUCCACAUUCCCAAGAUCUACAAGGGCGUCCCAGUCGAAACCCCCGAAGUUCAGCAUGCCAAGGCAUUCCACGCUGCCGCUUAUGCCAAGGUCGCCGGAUACGCUCAGCACGAUGACCAUUAUGAUGGACAUCAUGACGCCCAUCAUGUCCCAGUUCAUCAUGAAGGCGGAGCCUGGCACGGACCCAUCCAUAUCCCAAAGAUCCACAAUGGAGUCCCAGUGGAAACCCCUGAAGUCCAGCAUGCCAAGGCUUUCCACUUGAACGCUCUGGCCAACGCUGGUGCUCAAUCCUACGGACCUUCCUCUUGGGCCGAACACGGUCAAGGACACGAAGAUGAUGGCUCCUACAAACCCCAUUUGUAUGAGUCCGAACAGUACUAAAUAAGUCCCCAUUCCACCAAUGCCAAACCUCAUAGGAAUAAGCCACUUAUAAGAUACUCAUCACUCUGUCCCCGCCAGCGAAAAAUGACACCAUUUCAUUAACGCAUGUGCACUUCACCGCAACUAUUGAGUGCCUCGUAGAAUUGUCAAACUGGAAGAGUUCUCCCACAAACAUCACGCAGCCGACCAUCGAAGUCAACAUCCAUCGAAGUAGCCUGCGCUUAAACUCCGAUUUGUGGGAGUAGCUUCAAACGAACGCUUAAAAACGCUGGAACGAUCAAAGACUGCUUAGAUCCAAGUCUAUUUAAUGUUCAAAAGCAACAUCUAAAAAUCUAGACGAGACUCCAAAGAAAAAUAAGAGCAUAGAGAAGAAGGCCAUGCGAGACGACGACACCUUUACGCACAGCCAGUUACACUCUGUAAAUGAAGCUGUUUAAUGAACUGAACGAUAAAUACUACCAAAUGCAAAGCAAAGAUUUAAA